Molecule: messenger RNA, 1560 nt
Organism: Antrostomus carolinensis (chuck-will's-widow)
Lineage: Eukaryota; Metazoa; Chordata; Aves; Caprimulgiformes; Caprimulgidae
Gene: FHIP2A
Product: FHF complex subunit HOOK interacting protein 2A
Exons: 11
Coding region: 124-1560 (478 amino acids)
Source: RefSeq, a predicted model, not a curated record
CCUUCUCUUCCAUUACAAGAAGAUUUUGUGUACCACUGGAAAGCAAUCACCCACUACUACAUAGAGACGUCAGAUGACAAAGCUCCUGUGACUGAUACCAACAUUCCUUCUCACCUGGAACAGAUGUUGGAUAUUCUAGUUCAAGAAGAAAAUGAGAGGGAAUCAGGCGAAACAGGACCGUGUAUGGAAUAUUUGCUACAUCACAAGAUUUUGGAGACACUCUACACACUAGGAAAAGCUGAUUGUCCUCCAGGAAUGAAACAGCAAGUUUUGGCUUUUUAUACAAAACUUCUUGGAAGAAUACGGCAACCUCUCCUUCCCCACAUAAAUGUGCAUAGGCCAGUGCAGAAAUUAAUCAGGCUGUGUGGUGAAGUUCUUGCAACACCAACAGAAAAUGAAGAAAUUCAGUUUCUCUGUAUAGUAUGUGCAAAGCUGAAGCAGGAUCCAUACCUGGUCAACUUCUUCCUUGAGGUCAUUCAGGAUCCUGUUUUGCACCUUUACAGGAGGCAGAGUAAGUUAAAAGCAAUGGCUGCCAAAGGAUCAGCAAGUGUAAUCACAGAAGACAUGCUGAAAGGCCAAGAGUCUUCAGCAACAGACAUGGGACAGCCCGUUCAGCCUGAAGAAAUACCUGGUGCUGCUGGAGCAGAGCAAAUGGAGAAGGAAGAUGACCUCCUGCAACAGGCAGAUGAUCUCUCUUUCAGUCUGGAUGAACUAAAUGUCACAUCAUCACCUGAGUCCUCUACUGUUUGUCCAAAUCAAGACUAUAAUUUAGUGAAUUCUCUACUAAACCUCACUAAAAGUCCUGAUGGACGGAUAGCAGUGAAGGCCUGCGAAGGCCUCAUGCUUCUGGUGAGUUUGCCAGAACCAGCAGCUGCCAAGUGCCUGACUCAAAGCACUUGUUUAUGUGAAUUGUUGACAGACAGGCUGGCCACCCUCUACAAAGCCCUGCCUCAGUCACUGGAUCCCUUAGACAUUGAAACAGUGGAGGCAAUUAACUGGGGUUUGGAUUCCUAUAGCCACAAAGAAGAUGCAUCUGCUUUUCCAGGGAAAAGAGCGUUGAUUUCAUUUCUUUCAUGGUUUGACUACUGUGAUCAACUCAUCAAAGAAGCACAAAAGACUGCUGCUGUUGCUAUGGCAAAAGCUGUGCGGGAACGAUUUUUCAUUGAAGUUAUGGAACCCCAGCUGAUGCAAACUUCAGAGAUUGGAAUCCUCACAUCAACUGCACUAUUGCAUCGUAUUGUGCGCCAAGUGACUUCUGAUGUCCUGCUGCAGGAAAUAGUUUAUUUCAUACUUGGAGAACACAGAGAGCCAGAAACUUUGACAGACAUCAACAGACAUCCAUUGAGACACAGGUUAAUCGAACACUGUGAUCAUAUUUCUGACGAGAUCAGCAUAAUGACUUUACGAAUGUUUGAGCACCUUUUGCAAAAACCCAAUGAGCACAUUCUUUAUAAUUUGGUUCUGAGAAAUUUAGAAGAAAGAAACUAUAUGGAAUACAAGCCUCUCUGUCAAGAAGAUAAAGAUGUGGUAGAGAACGGACAGAUUGCAGGAGCAGUGUAA